UUCAAGUGAUUCUGAUGAUGGAAUUGUUGGCUGUCCAAGAGAUAAGAUUGGCACACAAAAAUUUACUGCAAUAGUAUCAGAUACUGAGGCUGCAAUUAUGGCAGCAAAAUAUCAUAUUACUGCUAGAUUUCCAAAUAUUUUAGCAAUUAGGUGUAUUGUACACCAUAUACAAUUAAUUGCUACAGGUGUAGCUUUACAGGAUGAUAUUAUUGAAACAUUUGUAGUUGGAGAAAAUCUUAAACCAAUGACCAAAACCAAAUGGUCAAUAGCUUGGGAUGUAUAUGAUUCAAUGUUACAUUUAGAAAAUAGUAUAAAAUUG
This is a messenger RNA of Racocetra persica, 319 nucleotides long. NCBI's taxonomy places the organism in Eukaryota, Fungi, Glomeromycota, Glomeromycetes, Diversisporales, Gigasporaceae. The record is from the annotation of a GenBank genome assembly.